AUGCUCUAUUCCAUUCAAAAAGGACUGUAAAGAAUAGAUAUAUUUGGCCAAACUAUCACUCUUAAUAUGAAUAAGAAUGCUUAUUAUACAACUUCAUUUGGCGGAUGUUCUUCAAUUAUGAUUAUUUGUUUGUUGAGUUUAAUCUUCUAUUCCAACAUUGCUGACUUUUUUACAAAAGCAAAUGUCUAUUACAAUUCAUAGACAGCAUUUUCAAAUGAUCCUAAUUAUAUGAAAAUGAGUGAUGAAAAUGCAAUGUUUGCUUUAUCAAUAGAUUAGAACAAUUACACCAAUUUUCCAUUUUUUAAUAUAACCAUGGAAUAGAGGUCUUUGGAUGGAACUAUUAAAAAAUCUACAACGCAGAUACCUCUAGAACCUUGUACUUUGAAUAGAUUUAAUAAUGUCGUUGAAUAUCAGGGUUUUGAUACUAAUUUUAAUGAUUCCUUUAACUACUUAGGCAUGGAUUAAUGGUUAUGUCCAAAGGUCAACUAUUCUUUGGAGUUGUAAGGAACUUACUCUAGUGAAACCUUUAAAUUUAUUAAAAUUAUUGUGUCAGAUUGCCAAAAUAACUCUAAUUCCACCUAUUGGAAUCCGAUUUGCGCUAAUGAAACUGCAAAAUCGCAAUAUUUAUAAGCAAAUGGGUAAUUUAAGCUUUAAGUUUUUCAAAUAAAUACAAUGGUAAAUCCGUAAAAGGCUAAAGACCAUAAAACUAUGUAUUUAGAUAGUGAUAUGUACUUUUCCUUUGUACCAAAUCAGCUAUCAAGACUAGCCAAUGUGUAUUAUAGAUCAUAUGUGAUUAAUAAUGAUUUGAGUCUAUUACCUUAUGAAGAUAUUCAAAAGGAAGAAAUAAUUGUGAGGAAAGCCGAAGAUUUUAGAGAUCUAACUGAAUUAGGAAGAAACACUGAUAGUAUAUAUGCAACAAUUUAUUUGAGAAGAAGUCCUUUUACUGAAAUUAUAGAUAGAAAUUAUGAAAAGCUUGGUGAUCUCUUAUCAUAUUUAGGAGGUUUCAUGUAAAUUUUUAAAGUCAUAUUUGGAUUCUUUAUUGCAUUUUAUAAUAGAACAUCUAUGUUAAUAGAGUUAUCAAAUAGAUUAUACGAUUUUAAAGAAGUCACGAAUCGAUCCUAUGUUAGAAAAGGGGCGUUUGAUUAAAAUCUAGGAGUAAUAACAACUCCGCCAGAUGAAAUGAACAUUAUCUUAAAUAAUCAACCUAAUCCUGACUUGUAAAAAGUAGAGUGGAAAUAAUUCAUUCACAAAUUGGUGGAAAGAUCACAACCUAUCAAAUUAAAUUUGAAGAUUCUAAUAAAUGAAUUGAGUUGUGGAUAUUUCUUCAACAAUACUAACUCAUCCUUUUUUACAAAAGCCAUGAUGAAGAUUAAUAAUGAAUUGGAUUUGCAUAAUAUUCUUCACCAAUUAUAAGAAAUUUCAAAAUUGAAAUCCGUUUUACUAUAAAAACCACAAUAAAUUCUCUUUAAUUUCACUCCAAAGCCAAUCAUUACUCUAAGUUAAGAGAAUAAUGUACCUUCAAGAAUUGAACUCGACUAUUAGAAUCGCUAAUCUUAUAUAAGAAAUAAGGAAGAAACUCCGAAUGAAGAGUUAUUUACUUCGCUUUAGGAGGCAUAUAGAACAGUCAUAGAUGAGAUGGAGAAUAAUGAAAGUAGUUUAAUCUGUUAAAAGACAAUCAAUUUUAAGUUGACUAAACAAAUAGAUGAUGAAUUAGGAAAAUUCUUAAGAAGCAGACAUAUGAGUUGCAUUCAUCAAGAGGAAAAAGCUUGA
Messenger RNA from Paramecium tetraurelia, 1770 nucleotides. RefSeq lists its product as uncharacterized. NCBI's taxonomy places the organism in Eukaryota, Ciliophora, Oligohymenophorea, Peniculida, Parameciidae. The record is from RefSeq and is a predicted model, not a curated record. Gene Ontology annotation, cellular component: nucleus. Gene Ontology annotation, molecular function: double-stranded DNA binding. Gene Ontology annotation, biological process: reciprocal meiotic recombination. The transcript has 6 exons.